Molecule: messenger RNA, 1152 nt
Organism: Tachysurus fulvidraco (yellow catfish)
Lineage: Eukaryota; Metazoa; Chordata; Actinopteri; Siluriformes; Bagridae
Gene: cmc1
Product: C-x(9)-C motif containing 1
Exons: 4
Coding region: 139-462 (107 amino acids)
Cellular component (GO): mitochondrion
Source: RefSeq, a predicted model, not a curated record
CUGUGCACCGCUUACUGACCAAUAAGAUUGCAGGAGGCGGGAACAGCGUGUGUUAUUAGUGUGACAUUGAGCGUGUAGCCGUUAUGUGAGUGUUAUAACACGUUAUAGUGAGCAGUGUGUAGCUGAAUUAAUUCUCUCAUGGAGACUUCAAACUCAGAAGAGCCUCGCCUCAGACACGUGGAACGUGACGUCUUGAUCCCAAAACUGAUGAGACAGAAAGCUAAAGAACUCUGUGCUCAACACGUUGAAGCAUUCACACAGUGCUGUAAGGACAGCGGGCUGCUCAUGGUGGUGAAAUGCAGAGAGGAAAACAACGCCCUGAAACAGUGUCUCACCAAACAUUACACAGAUCCAGCGUUCUAUGAGGAGUGUAAGCAGCAGUAUAUCAAAGAGAAACAGGACUAUGAGCGCACCGGCAUCUCGGCCAAGCACAGAGCACAGAGAUUACCUACCAGCAUGUAGAAUGAAUGCACACACACACACACACACACACACUGACUCUCUCUCACUCUCUCUCUCUCUCUCACACACACACACACACACACACACUGUUGCUCUCUCUCUCACACACACACACUGCUGUUUAUAUUCAUGACUAAACCUCAUAUAAAUUCAUAGAGAGUUUUAAUCACAUCAGAUGAAAUUUCCUCCGCUGAGACUCUUUCAGUCUCUUAACACACACACACACACACACACACACACACACACACACACACACACUUUGUUUUGGCUUUUUUUCUAAGAAUGAAUUUAUUUUGUUUUGAUUUGUUUUUUUUUUUCUUCUUGAUCUUUGCAAGAUCAUCAGUUUUGUUUGUAAGUGAACACAAACUUCAGGGCAGGAGGAGUUUGUGUGUGAAAUGUCUGAUAAAGAUGUGAAUAUUUAUGGGAAUAAAAGCCUCAGCAUGACCGAGUGUGAACAGAACGACUCUGUCACGGCUUUGUGACAAAUGUUUCUGUUUAUGAGGCUGAAAACUGAAAAUCCCAAUAAUUAAAAAAAAACACUAUUUAAAGACUAAAUAGAUUAAAACUCAUAUGUAAGAUUGUACAAAGUAAAUAAAUAAUUCAGGUGAUUUUUUUUUUGCUCAAUAUGAUUUUAAUGAUUAGGUUUGGAUUUUCUGUCGAUUCUUCAGUGUAAUAAAGGUGAAAACCCGC